CCGGCGCGUCCCGGGCGCCAUGGCAACGGGUGCCGCGGCAAUGGCUUCUCGGCGUCGCGGCCGCGAGAGAACCAAUCUGUCUAAAGGACAAGGGCUUGAGAGGUCUCUCUUGGCCAGCAGACAGAAAGCCGACGAACUUCAAAAAUACACUGAUUUCCUAAAGCUCUACAGCCACUAUCACAGCGUCCAUGAGUGGCAGCAUCGCAGUGAUCAGAAAUGGCUGCACAACACGGCACAGCGAAGGGUGGAUGCAACAAUGCAGGAACUCUUGGCAGGGACUGAUGAGAGACGAAAAAGGCUCCGUGAGCUUCUGGAGGCUGAGGAGAGUAGGUACUUCACUGAGAUGGCAUCACUUGAAGAAACAGUGCUGGAGAAACAAGAGAAGAUGAGGAUACGAGCGAAACUGCUGAAAGAGAAGAGAGAAAGGGAAAGACAACAACUGGCAGCUGAGAAACGAGAGCAGCAAUUCAGGGAACAAUGCGAGGAGCUUCGUAUACAGUUGAUGAAACAGCAUCAGAUGGAAUUGUGUGAAGAUCGGCUGGCCCAGCUAGCUCUGAAGGAGGAACUGAAAAAGCAACAGAAGAAGGAGGAGCAGAUGUUUGCAGAGCUCUGGAAAGAGGAUAGGCUGGCAAAGGAAAAGCGGGAGGUGGCAGCCAUGCAGAAAUUCACAGAACAGAACCGGGAAAUCCUGAAUACACUCAGUUCUCAGGUAGCGAUGCUGAAUGUUCACAAAGAAGAGGCAAAGCGCUUGAAGGAGGAAGAGGCUCGAUUGUUGGAAGAACAGAAGCAACUGCUUAAGCUGGAACAUGAACAACUUAAGAUGGAGAAACGACAGAAGCAGAAGGAAUGUAGGGAUACGUUGCUUAGUGCAGCACAGGAAAAACAGAAGCGUCUUAAUGAAGAAAAACAAGGUGAACUUGCCCUGGAGAUGAAGAUAUUAGAAAAAUGCCUUCAGGAACCCCAGGAAUGCACCAAGGAGAAAACAAAAAGAAAACAAGAGCUGAUGAAGGAACAACAGACUUACCUGGCAUACCUGGCACAGCAGCUGGAGGAGGAGAAACAGCGAGAAAAAGAAGUGGACAAGGUCUUCAGUGAAGACAUUGAGAAGGUUUGGGCCAAGAAGGCUGAGCAAAUGCGAUUAGAAGAGGAGGGCAGAAGGCUUCUAAUGAAAGAUGUCCUGACUACAAGACAAAUGCAGAUUGAGGAGAAGUUGAAGAGAAAUGCAAAGGAGCAGGAAGAACUCGCUCAAGAGAGGAAGUUAUUAGAGGAGGCAGCCACAGAAUUAGAACUUGUGGAAGAAGAGAGAUCUGCAAGAAAAGCAAAGGAAGGAAGAGAAUACCAAGAGCAACUCAGGGCUCAAAUUGCUGAUCGACAGCAGGCCCGCGAGGCUGAGGAAGAAGAGAAGCAGCAAGAACAUGAAUCACGUCUAGCAGAAGAGAGAGCAUACCAAGAGAGGGUACGGGACAUGCUAUCAAGGCCUUGUGAAAAAUUAGCAAAGACGCAUCCUUUGAGAAGAAAACUAAUGUGUAACUUUCAAGAUCAUUUACAAUGAUUUUUUUAGCUCAUUUGGUUGCCUUAAAAAACAUUUUCUAAGGAUGCUUGUAACUAACUUGAGUUAGCAGACUCCUCUCCUGGCAAAUACAAGAAACGUGGUAUUUUAAAGGUUAUUUUUUUUCUUGUAUUGGAUUUUCUUUGACAAAAUGACUGAUCCAAAUCUAAAUGUUUGACAUUUUAAAUACAAGGAGACUAUGUGUUCUCUGCUGUACACCAAUGUGUCCUUAUGGCAUGAACGAAGUGCAAGCAGUCCUUUAAAAUCUGCAUAAAGAAAACUUUGUAGAAGUGUUUCAGCAAACUGCUAUUAAAACAUCUUUCAGACUGCACAUAUUUGCAAAACCUUUUUUUUUAUAUUUAGACAAAAAGUACUUGGUGAUUCAUCUUCAUUUCCCUUGUUAAGUGUAGGACUAUGAAUCUAUUUUACUGUGGGCUGGACAGUUCAGAGCUGAUAUUGCUGUAUGUACGUUCUCACAGCUGUUGAACGAUCUGUGGAGAACUAGAGUCCCAAAGCUCAUCCACGAGACAACUGCUUGGACAGAAUUAAUGGUGGAGGACUGAAGUCAUCCUUUUCUUGCAAAAAGGGUGAUUAUUAAUAAUUUUGAUGGCAACUAUGCCUUGGAUUACCACCAACGCCAUAGUCUGAAUGCACAGAGUGGGAAGGUAGAGCACCAACAACACUGGAAGACAGAGCAACACAGCUCAUGGCUGGAUGUCAGCAGGAAUGUCUUGGAAAGGGUUCAGCAGAGAGAAGGGAUGCGGCCUCACUGGCCUCUCAGCUCCUCCUUUAAUGGCUGGAUGUCCCUUUAGGCAGGAGGAGCAGUUAGUGACACAAGGAGAAGAGGUAGGAGCAAUCGCCCAAUCCCCACAGCACUGCCCUCUACCUGCUUCCUGGUGUGUAUUCCAUUAGUUUUCCCCCUGUGCUUUUGAGAGUACAGAAUGCAUGUAUGAUCUCACAUCCUUUCUUGCUUACAGAUUUCGUGGCAUUCAGAAAUGUUUUAUCUUCUUUCUCAUAUUUUUCCACUUGAACCUUUGCUGCUGCUCAUCUGCAGAUGUUUCUCCUUCUUCAGCUUUUCAGCUCCUACCAUCUCUCCUCCAGCCCCUGCUUUCCAACCCUUUUCUUCUCCAACUUCCAUCUCUCACUAAGCGCUUUGCUGCCUUCUUCCUCUUCCCUAUCUCCCCUUUUCAGCUUCGCUCCCUGUUGGCAAGUACCAGGACUCUUAUGCUUUUGUUGUGUGGGAGCGUGAAUGGAUGCAGAGAAGCUGAUGAAUGGCUGGGACCGGAGUCCCAUCUCCCAGACCUCUUGGAAUGAAUCAGGAAUAAACUGCUGGCACAGUUGCCUCAUCUUCUUGGUUAAAAGCAGACACCACGUUGACGAACGGUUUUUGUCUGUGGAGAAAGCCACACAGCUGUUUGCAAAGGCCACGUAG
Cuculus canorus (common cuckoo) is the source of this 2981-nucleotide messenger RNA. It is a transcript of the gene CFAP53, whose product is annotated as cilia and flagella associated protein 53. The transcript has 8 exons. The record is from RefSeq and is a predicted model, not a curated record. The coding region runs from base 20 to 1552 and encodes 510 amino acids. NCBI's taxonomy places the organism in Eukaryota, Metazoa, Chordata, Aves, Cuculiformes, Cuculidae.